AUGGAUGCUGAGGGCAAGGGUUCCACUGCACUAACAAGUGCUGAAACUACCAUCGAAAUUGUGCCUUCUACAUCACAGCGGGAUGGCCAAGUCGAAGUACUCACUGUCAUAGAUCGGUCACCGAAGAAAACGGGAAGGGGUUGGAGAUUCUGGUUAGUGUUCGUCGCACUGGAGCUUUGUGUGAUCCUAUCGGCCCUUGACUUGGCAUCAGUGGCGACUGCGCUACCGGUAAUCAUUCAUGAUUUGAACGGUACUGCCUCUUUCGCAUGGGUAUCGGCAGGGUAUACACUCGCUUCUGCUUGCGUGCUUCCGAUGAGCGGACACUUGGCAGACAUAUUCGGUAGACGGCCCGUGCUCAUAACCUUCAUACUGCUCUUCGCCCUCGGAUCCAUAAUAUGUGCAACAGCUAGGUCGAUCAACAUGCUGAUAGCUAGUCGAGUCAUACAAGGCAUCGGCUCAGGCGGUAUGCAGACAUUGACAAUGACUGUGGUUGGUGACUUGGUCACUUUGCGAGAGCGAGGAACAUUCAACGCGAUAACUGGAGCAACAUUCAGUGUCGCAUCUGUGAUUGGACCAUCCAUCGGUGGCGCGUUUGCUCAACAAACAACAUGGAGAGGACUAUUCUACCUCAACAUACCGCUAUCUGCCAUUGCCAUCACUGUCAUCGUCAUAUUUCUGAGACUUUGGCAGCCCAAAGUCAAUAGCUAUGUAGAAAGUUUCCUGCAGCUGGAUUGGUUAGGGAACACAUUGAUCAUAGGAGGUGGCACAUCAUGCAUUAUUGGACUGACGUGGGCAGGGUUCAGUCAUCCGUGGAAAUCCGUCGAAGUGCUCAUUCCCUUCGUAAUCGGCUUGGUAUGCCUGAUUGUUGCGUUCUUAUAUGAAUUUCUCUUGGCACGCCAUCUCUCCUCCAUCGUCUCGAAUCGGACUAGUUUCAGCGGGUAUUUUGGUUCUUUCAUGCAUGGCCUAGUCAUAUACAGUGCUAGCUUCUACCUACCGGUUUACUUCCAAGCUGUGAAGCUUGCGCCUCCGGUGCUCUCAGGAUUGUACAUUUUACCAAGUGCUCUCACCUUGUCGCCAUCUGCCAUAAUUCAAGGAAUUCUGGUCAACAAAACCGGACGGUACCGCUUGAUUAAUGCUAUCGGCUGGUGCGGGAUCCUGAUCGGGAUGGGACUUUUCUGUCUACUCCGCGUCGACACUCCCGUGGCUGUUUCUAUCCCAUUCCAAAUCAUAGCAGCUGCAGGGUUUGGAUUCCUGUUCGUUACGACAUUCUCUGUGCUCGCUCCGCUGGAAGUUGAGAACAACGCGCAAGCUCUGGCGUUCCUCACAUUUGCCAGAACAUUCUCUCAGUCCUGGAGCAUAGCCAUCGGAGCGACCAUUCUUCAGACUCGACUUCGACAUUGCCUGCCCGCUGCCUUUCUCAAUCAGUUUCACGCUGGUGACGACAUCUCAUAUGUCGCCAUCUCGUUGAUUAGGUCGCUGCAGCAGCCGCUGCAGGACGAAGUCAGAUUGGCAUUUGCGAACAGUUUGCUCACUCUGUGGCACGUUCUAUUGGCGUUCUGCGCUGCAGGAUUGCUCAGUGUGCUCCUGCAGAAGGAUCUACCUUUGCAUAACGACAGGAAUGAGAGAUGGGGACUUGAGGAAAGGCAAGGGCAGCCGCAAGCUGAGAAUCCCAAAGAGAAUGAGGAUCCUGGUAAGGAGAAUGUGUGAUUCGAUAAUG
This is a messenger RNA of Laetiporus sulphureus 93-53, 1717 nucleotides long. RefSeq names its product MFS general substrate transporter. Gene Ontology annotation, biological process: transmembrane transport. Gene Ontology annotation, molecular function: transmembrane transporter activity. Bases 1 to 1707 code for a protein of 568 amino acids. The transcript is spliced from 13 exons. NCBI's taxonomy places the organism in Eukaryota, Fungi, Basidiomycota, Agaricomycetes, Polyporales, Laetiporaceae. The record is from RefSeq and is a predicted model, not a curated record.